CUUCCACAGAUUCUGCGGAUGUUUUUUCUUCUCUCUUCUUCUCGGCGAUUGUGCUUUUGUUUGCUUCUUGCUUCAUGGAAGGACCUUGAGCUCUCUCUCUCUCUCUCUCUCUCCUGUCUCAUUCGUUACACAGUCUCUGUCACCGGUUUAAUCCUCUGCUGUUCAUCUCUCUUUCCAGAAAGUAUUGCGCUUUGUGCAGAUAAACAAGUGGGUUAAGUUAAGUGUUGGAGGGACUGAGAUCUGAUGGCUCCACCACUGCUUACUGUGGAAAAGGAAGUGGUUCCUUCACAAGACAACCAUGUCCAUCAGUAUGCCUUUGGUUUGAAAGAACAUAACUAUUUGGUUCGGUCUGUUGACAGCUCAACUCUCUGCAGCGUUCCAGAUAAUGAGGGAAAGGGCAAUCUCAAUUUCAAGGCUACAGAACUGAGGCUUGGUCUUCCUGGAUUGCAAUCUCCGGAAAGAGAAUCUAACUUUGCCUUGCUCAACCCAAGAACACCAGAUGAAAAACUGCUUUUCCCAUUGUCCGCUUCAAAAGACCCUGCCAUAGUGCACAAAAACGUUGUUUCCGGUAACAAAAGAGGAUUCUCUGACACGUUGGACGAGUUUUCGGUGGUGAAAGGGUCUGUCUAUCCUGAGAAAACUUGGACACUCAAUGAGUCGGAAUCAAAUCCCGAGACUCCGCAGUCUGCUAGACAAGGAACCUUUGCUGAUAAGACUGGCAUCAACAUGAUGCUGUCGUCCAAGAUUAGUGGGAUUCAGCCUGCCACCAAGAAGGAUGUCACAAAAACCGUCCAAGAAGAACGGUCCAAUCCUAAAACCAGGGCAUGCCAAGUUGGUGACUCUAACAACAACAACAAUGCACCGGCUGCCAAGGCACAAGUUGUUGGAUGGCCUCCCAUCAGAUCGUACAGAAAGAACACACUGGCCACUACUUCAAAGAACAAUGAUGAAGCUGCCGGUGCUCUUUUCGUGAAGGUCAGCAUGGAUGGUGCUCCUUAUCUGAGAAAGGUCGACUUGAGAACAUACACUUGCUACAAAGAGUUGUCCUCAGCACUAGAGAAAAUGUUCAGCUGCUUCACACUUGGUCAAUGUGGAACUCAUGGAAUCCAAGGGAGGGAAAGGUUGAGCGAGAUCAAGUUGAAGGAUCUUCUCCAUGGAUCAGAAUAUGUUCUUACUUAUGAGGAUAAAGAUGGUGACUGGAUGCUUGUUGGAGAUGUCCCAUGGGAGAUGUUUAUCGAUACAUGCUGCAAACUGAAGAUCAUGAAGGGCUCGGAUGCCAUUGGCUUAGCUCCGAGGGCCAUGGAGAAAUCGAAGAACAAGAUCUGAUUAAGAACUCUCUCUCAUCUGCUGCUUUGGGUAAGAAACAAAGACAAUGCAAGUUCCUCAGAUUUGGCUCUGCACAGUUCAUUGUCCAGUUACGUUCCCUUCAAAACUCUAUUAUGAAAUAUUAUUUGCUCGCAAGUUAUUACAAAAAAAAAAAAGUGUGUUGUAAGAGUCGUCGGUCUCUACUUGUCCGAAGAACCAAGACAUGCUCUUAAUGUGUUUUUUUGCGGCUUUUGGGUUAUAAACGUUUUCAUUAGUUUUGCUUGCAAUCU
Molecule: messenger RNA, 1595 nt
Organism: Tarenaya hassleriana
Lineage: Eukaryota; Viridiplantae; Streptophyta; Magnoliopsida; Brassicales; Cleomaceae
Product: auxin-responsive protein IAA8-like
Exons: 6
Coding region: 244-1326 (360 amino acids)
Biological process (GO): regulation of DNA-templated transcription
Cellular component (GO): nucleus
Molecular function (GO): protein binding
Source: RefSeq, a predicted model, not a curated record